GUGUAUUUAUUUUCGAACGAAACAGGAAUUUAGAGAUCAUCUCGACAAGAAUGAUGAUUCCCAAUCAAUGUUUAGUGUGUUCUUAGCGCGACUGCUCUCGUCUGUAUGGCGAUGACAAUACUGAGCACGCGCAGUGUCCCCAAACAUCACUCGACAGCGUUUUGAGAGGCGAAGGGAAAAACAGUACGUAGUGGUGGGAAGAAUCGCAGAAGUAUGAUGGCGCUUUCCUUUGUCGCCGUCUUCAAUUGCUUUAAAAUUGGACUUGGCCUGAGUGGAAACCGUUGAACCCAAGCGGCCUAUCUGCGAUUUUCACGAAUUCACCAGAGGCAUCUAAACAAACACACACUUCCGUUGUGAUCUGUCCCUGUGACGAUGGAGGAGUCAGUGACCACAUUUGAGACACAUUUGACCGCCGUCAUGGACGGCCUCAUCCGGGCGUCAGUAUGCGAGAUCACCAAACUGUUCCAGGAGACGGUGUCCGACUACCUGGUGGAGCUUUCCCUCAACCGCAAGGAGAACGACGCUCUCAAACUGCGCCUGAGGCUCACCGAGAACAAGCUGAGGACGGAGCGUAUGUACGGCGCCGGCUGGGCCGCCAGCCGCCGCAACGCGGGAUCCAUGGCCGAGGAGGGAUUACGGCACAAACGGAAAGUUGAGAAGGAACCAGGCAAGUCAAAGAAGGGCCCUGCAGCAGCCUAUCGCAGAGGCUGGCCUGGAGGCAUGUGGGAGGAAGGCAGAGGAGGAGGCGGUGAAGGAGGAGCAGUCCCAGCAGCAGCGGUGAUGGCAGCACAAGAAGGAGGGAAAGAUUCCAGGCAGAGGUACCUCGUCCAGCUCCCCAGGGGUGACGAGGAUGAGGAAGGCAUGGCGCAGGAUGAGGAACGGGAGGGCAGCCUCAGCGGUGAGGGGGAGGAGAUGACUAGCAUCAAAGAGGAGUUUCCUCAAAACGAGAGACAUCAACCGGCUUCUCUCAGGCUGAUCAAGGAAGCUCUGAAGAUGGAGCGGCCAAACCACGACUUCCAUGAUAGUUCCAGAGUCCAAAGUGAAGGAGUCCUGGCAAAUAGUCCUUUGAGCCUCACCUCCGCCAAGAAAGAGGAAAAUGACUGGGAUGUAGGCACAGUGGCGCAAUCAGAGGGCGGUAUGACAGUGGACGAGCUGAGGGGCUUGGAGUCUGCAUUGAGGGCCGAGAGAGGCCGCGAGCAGGCCGCUCUGACGGCUUCCCAUCCCGCGGGCCCCGCAGCGGAGGUGGUGUCAGGUGGCAAGCUCGGCUUGCCUCCCAAGUACAUCGGAUUGGAUGGCAUGGAGCAGGACGGAGAUGGGGAGCCACAGCCACCCACACUGCAGCCACAGUACCAGUUAGGCAGAGGCCGGGUGAAGGGCCACGCGAAGGACCGUGGGGGGUUCGGCUCAGGCAGGUUUAAGAAGACAAGAGAGAGCGACUCUGCUCUGAGUGGAGAGGAUGGAGCAGAGCAGGGAGAGUCUGAGCACCUGCAGCCGUCGGCCGCGGGAAGCGCCGGCGAGAGCGCAGGGGAGGAGGAAGCCGCUCCCGACCUGCUCCACUUCUGCCCUCAGUGUGGAGGCGGCUUCACGACAGAACCUGAGCUGGAGGAGCACCCCUGCCCGCUAGGUGGCGCCCAUUUACAGAACAGUGGCGGCGAGGAAAACAUUUUCCCAUGUGCCCAUUGUGGAAAUACAUUCAGCCACGCUUGGGCACUCAAGAACCACGAGUGUGCCUGCGCCGCCGAGAGGCCACAUUGUUGCGAGAUUUGCGGCAAGCGCUUCACACACUCGCGUUCGCUAGAGCGCCAUCAUUUGGUGCACACGGGCGAGAGGCCGCACCAGUGUCCGUUGUGCGGGCGCAGUUUCAGCCGCCUGGGGAACCUGGAGCGCCACCAGCGCAUCCACACGGGUGAACGUCCUUACGGGUGCGAGGCGUGCGGGAAGCGCUUCAGUCGAGUGGAGUACCUAAAGAGACACCAGCUGAUUCACAACGGGAAUUCCAGGGGCCUGAGUUGGAGCCCGCCCGCUGAGGGACAACAUUGGUCAGGGUGAAUGUGGCCACACGGUCUUCUCUGGUCUUCUGGUGCAUGCUGGGAUUGAGAUGGCCCCUGGUGUAGUUAGAAUUUGUGUAAUCCUGAAGCACUGCUUGACUUUCUAACACGUUCUGAUCCACUGGAGUCUUGAACGGUUUCAUUUCAGGGCUGGCGCGGGAGAAGGCCAACUGAAAAACCGAUAAUAGUGCACUUUAUUUUAGUUGUAUGGGGGAAAAGAACUGAAAAAUAAUCUGCUAUCAAACACUCAAUCAGGACAAAAACUCACAGAUUCUAUUACAUACUCUACGUUUGGUACAAAAGUAGCCUUUAUUGUCAGUGCAUGGUGCAUACUAAAUUGUUAGGACUUCUAGAAUAAAAUCUAGACUAGAAAAAUCUAUAUAACGACAGUAUAACCCCCCCCCCCCCCCCGCCUAAAAAAAGAGAUCUAAGUUAUGCAAUCUAAUAAUAAUAAUGUUUCGUAAAACCCUGCUGCAAAGAGAGAAAUUCUACAUGUAAUUGAUGCACCAUUAAAAGGUUUCUAAUUGCCUAUAGAUGCCUUAAAAUGGUGUCAAAGCACUACUUUAUUCUAAAUGAAGUGCCUAAACUCAUACUCACACUUCCUGGGCACCAAGAUGCCACAAGAAUGCGGCAAGCUACUUCUUUCCUCUAAAUUAAGCGCAUCAAUUCACUUCAACAUAAUUUCUUCUCAGAUAUAUGCCUCAAGAUAGUGGCAUGGCAUUAUUUCUGUCAAAAGGAAACUCCUUAUCUAACUUGAACAUAGUUUCUCGGCACAAAUAUGCACCAAGAUGGCAGCAAAGUACAGUACUACGUUUGUCUAAAUGAAGGCCAUCAAAUCACCUUGCCAUAAUUCCUUGGUCCCAACAGACCCCGAUAUGGUGGCAAAUGACUACUUUUGUCCACGUGAAGGUUCUCAGUUCACUUCAUCCAAGUUAUUGGCACCAAGAUGCUACAGGUUGGCACCAAAAUAACACUUCUAUUGCACUGAAAUGAGCACAAAUUCUUUCAGCGAAUAAGGGAGGGUGGGCUGCAAAACAUUCUGUCAAUAGCCGAACUGGCAAACGCCGAAACGUGAAUCCGUGGGGGCUCACUGUACAAUGAUGAGAUCCAACACAGGCGCUAUAUGGGAAAUUAAGCUGUGCUCGCUUUAAACUGAAGCUGUCAGAGAAGUAUCGCGAGUAUCUUCCUACUGUAGCUGUAAAACUGUGAUGUAUUUCUACUAGUACACAAACAAAGGCACUUGUCAGGCAUUUGUUGUAUUCAUGACUAGAAUAUGCCUUUAUUCUAAACACAUUGUGUAGCAUUCAACGGACAGUGUUUGGUAUUAUUUUUCUUACCUGUGGCUCAUACAUCCAGGUGGAAUUGGGACGUUUACCAUCUGCAGAGCUGAUGAUAUACGCCGAGUACAAAGGCGUGCGAUGCUGACGGUGGUACAUGCUGGCAAAGCGGUACUGGUUUUCAAAGCGCUGGCAUAUGGGCUGGUAUCCCGUUGCAUUCACACCCUUUGGUGGUGUUCCCUUAUAGAAGAAAUUGUGGCAUUUGGAGAAGUCCUUGUUCAGCUCUCCGAGGACCAGACAGUCGAAACAGGUAA
Molecule: messenger RNA, 3639 nt
Organism: Hippocampus zosterae (dwarf seahorse)
Lineage: Eukaryota; Metazoa; Chordata; Actinopteri; Syngnathiformes; Syngnathidae
Product: zinc finger protein Gfi-1
Exons: 6
Coding region: 373-2049 (558 amino acids)
Biological process (GO): regulation of transcription by RNA polymerase II
Molecular function (GO): RNA polymerase II cis-regulatory region sequence-specific DNA binding; DNA-binding transcription factor activity
Source: RefSeq, a predicted model, not a curated record